Messenger RNA from Cydia pomonella (codling moth), 2233 nucleotides. It is a transcript of the gene Ets97D, whose product is annotated as DNA-binding protein Ets97D. The transcript is spliced from 11 exons. The coding region runs from base 167 to 1510 and encodes 447 amino acids. Gene Ontology annotation, cellular component: nucleus. NCBI's taxonomy places the organism in Eukaryota, Metazoa, Arthropoda, Insecta, Lepidoptera, Tortricidae. Gene Ontology annotation, biological process: cell differentiation; regulation of transcription by RNA polymerase II. Gene Ontology annotation, molecular function: sequence-specific DNA binding; DNA-binding transcription factor activity, RNA polymerase II-specific. The record is from RefSeq and is a predicted model, not a curated record.
CAAUGGUUUCAUGUUUUGGUGCACGCGGAUCAUAGGCGGAAGUGAACAAUUCGAGCAAUUUCCUUUUCCUAUUCGUAAAAUUUUGAAAUCUUAAAAUAUAUUACAACUUUACCAAAGUUUGGUAGAUUAGAUUGAUCAUUGCUGUGAUCGUGUGAGUAAUAGACUCAUGGAGGUGACAGAUUUAAACGAUCUUUUAAAUGUACGCACAAUUAAAAUGGAAAGUGUUGAAAAUGCAUUUGAUGAAGCUUCGGGCAGUGUAGAUACUUCAGAUCCUCUUUCUGUGAUACCUCAAUAUGUUACGGAAUCUGAUUUAGGUUUGAUGCCGACAGGAGUGGAGAUCCUGCAGGCUCCGCUGGCCGUGUUCGAGGAUGCUCCAGAGGAUGAGGACACCAUGCUGAGCACUGACUCUAGUGAGGAGGUAAUAGUACAGUUAAUGGACAUCCGGACCCGCCUGUCCAAACUAAGAAGUAUGUUGGAACGAAGACUGGGUGUCGAUCUGUCAGAUUACACGUUUUGGCUGCAAGAUGCUAAAAUGCUGGAAAACCACAAGACCCUAGUAGAGCAAUGCAUCAGGGGCGAAGGCGUUGUUCAGGUCAAUAUACAAGUGCGAGCGGCGGAGAGGAAGAUCAACAUACUCGACGUUUUGAAACCGGAUGAAGAACUGGUAGCAUUACCUACGCCGGCCCCAGAACUAGAAGAGACGAUAGAGGAAACGGAAAUAAUAGAGCCAGAGCCGGACGCGCCACACGCAGCCGCCGUCAAGUGGGUGGUGGACGCUAACUUCAAGCAGCACCACAGUCGAGCCAGCAUACCCGACGACCCUGCUGAUUGGUCCGUACAACACGUCAAACUGUGGAUACAGUGGGCGGUGCGACAGUUCAAUCUGACAGGUGUCAAGCUGUCAGACUGGCACAUCAGUGGGUGGACGUUGUGUGCGCUAACUAAUCUAGACUUCAAAGAAAAAGUACCAUCGGACCCGGGCGACUUGUUUUGGACCCACUUUGAACUUUUGAGGAAAUGCAAAUUUAUCGCAGUGGUUCAGAACCAAGACCAGACCAAACCUGAUCCGCUGGAAACGCCACAGUCGGCCAUCAAGAAACGACCCAAAAUGCAAGUGAUCCACUCAUAUACAGAUGAGGAGGCGACGUUCGCUCACACUCGGAAUGGAAACAAUGGACAAGUGCAGUUGUGGCAAUUUCUUCUGGAACUACUGACGAGUGCUGAACAUCUGGACGUGAUACGGUGGCACGGCACUGAGGGCGAGUUUAAGCUCCUCGAGCCGGAGCGAGUGGCUCGACUGUGGGGGGCGCGUAAACACAAACCCGCUAUGAACUACGAGAAACUGUCCAGGGCUUUGCGAUAUUAUUACGAUGGCGAUAUGAUCGCGAAAGUUGCGGGGAAAAGAUUCGUGUAUAAGUUCGUAUGCGACCUUCAGCAGCUGCUCGGGUACGGCGCCGGCGAGCUCGCGCAGCUCGUGCAGGAGGUGCACGACGACAGGCACGAGGCGUAGGCGGGUCACUAACACCAAUCGGGUCACCCACAUAAAAUGAUGAUCACGUGGGCUGGUCACGCGAACAUUCUCGGAUUCACGUGAUCACAGCACAUCAGUGGCUGCUUAGUGUAGCAACAUGGGUCACUCAUUCAAAAACUCGUCUUCGUGUGUUCGACAGCGGGAUAAAAAAAAUCCUCUAAAAUUAAGAAUUACAUUUUUAUUAAUUAAAUGCCCCUUUGUUUAUGAUAAGAUGAUCUCUAAGUGACCUAAAAGCUUUCAUUGUUACCUAUGUAUGAUGUAAAUUUGUGUGUAUAUAGGGCGAUUUUUUUCCGAUGGAUUGGACAAAAUUUAGAUGCUCUGAAGAGCUCAUUCUGGGCGCAAAAAAUAAAAUAAAUAAAUAUAUAUUUGGGAACAAUCUUGCAAAGAUCGACAUAAGGUCAAACUAAGCAAAGCUUGUGUGCUGUGGAUAAGUCAGGGGGGGGGGGGUCAUCAGAGUAAUGAGGGCUCAGGGAGGGGGGGGGGGGGUCAUGACCCCCAUGACAUGACACCUGCAUCCAUCCAUCCUUCUUGCGGAUUUACACCAAAAUUCAAAUUUAAAACGUCAAUAUAGACAUUAAUACGAAGUCUGUUGAUGUAUAAGUAGUAAAUAUUCCUUGACCGACGUAUGUUUGCGUAUGUGCGUGUGUAAAUAGUGUAUUUAAGGUAUGUUUGUACAAAUACAGUUUAUGCUUGUUUCCUAUA